Messenger RNA from Entamoeba nuttalli P19, 1176 nucleotides. RefSeq lists its product as hypothetical. The record is from RefSeq and is a predicted model, not a curated record. The transcript has a single exon. NCBI's taxonomy places the organism in Eukaryota, Evosea, Mastigamoebida, Endamoebidae. The coding region runs from base 1 to 1176 and encodes 391 amino acids.
AUGAGCAGCGAUACAGAGACUGAAGUUGUAGAAAAUAUAAGUGAUAGUAUCACUGAAGAAGAAAAACCAGAACAUAUAGAAGAACCAGUAACAAAAAGAACUACUCGUCGUCAAGCAAAUCAUGAAAAUCAACGACAAGAACUUGAAGUAGAAAUUAAAAAAGAGAAUAAAGAAAGAAAGCCAAAGAAGAAAACAACACGGAAAAAUUUGGUUUCAGUUGAGUCAGAAGAAGAAGAAGAGACAUCAAAACCCUCACCAAGAAAACCACGUCAAACAAAAGAUAAAAGCAAAAUUACUCAUCAAAAAAAAAUUAAUGAAAAAAAAGAAAUAGAUGAAAGUGAAGAUAUCGUUGAUAUUAAAAAAUUGUCAAAAAAAUUAAAAGAAGAACCAAAUAAUAAUAAACCAUUACCUCCUCCACCAGUUAUUUCUGAGUCUAUUGUUCAAUCAGUAAAUGAACAACCAACUAUUAAACAAGAAGUUACUGAAACAAAUACUCAUUCUCUUCCACAAUCAUAUCAGUCUAGUCUUUCUAUUCCUUCUCAAAAUACUUUAAGUUCUACUGUGAUGAAUCUUACAAAUUCACAACAAUCAACUAGUGUUUCACAACAGAAUUAUAUCCAAAAUACACAAAAUAAUUAUAUGACAAAUCAUCAACCAUUUGAUGGAACUACAUCUUAUAUUCAACCAAUAAAUCAAACACUGCAACAAAUAACAAAUAAUGGAAUGGUUUUAAAUCAACCAGUUCAAAUACAACAACAAUCCGUCAUUAUUCCUGAAAAUUCAAAUAUUGAAUUAAAAAGAAGUCAAGAACAUCAAAGUUCAGGAGUGUCUUAUAAAUUCGAAAAAUUAUAUGGGUAUGCAGAAGGAGAUACUGCUUAUGAUCCAUUAAUUGGAUUAUAUGCAAAUAGAAAGAAAGAACAACGAAUAAGAGAACAACACCCACCAACUGAAUAUAUAACCUUAAAAAGUGUUGUAUCAAAAUUUGUUGUUAAUUGUUUACAACCAUUUUAUGAUAAUGGUAAGAUUCAAGAUCGAGAUAGGUUCAAAUCUAUUGCAAAGAACUUUACUACACAAUUUACAAAUGAAUUAUAUGAAACAAAUCAGCCACUUUCAUUAAAAGCACAACGGUAUUUUAAUUCUGUUAUUUGUGAUAAAUUUGAACCACAUUAUUAUUAA